GUCUCUCCCUUGUAAUAAAAAGAAAAAAAAUAAAUUUGUUCAUUUUAAUAUAUUUGUCUUGGAACAACACAAUGCAAGAACAAGCAACGAGUUCAAUUGCUGCUAAUUCCUUUCCUUCUAGCAGUGAAAGAUCUUCUAGUUCUGCUCUUCAACUUGAACUCAAAGAAGGUAUGGAGAGCGAUGAGGAAAUUAGGAGAGUGCCGGAGUUCGGUGGUGAGCCUAUGGGAACUGCAACCUCUGGUCGUGAGACCGGGUCAGUAGGCGGUGCUGACAGUGUUCAAACUCUAGGGGAAGGUCAGAGUCAGAGAAAGAGAGGAAGGACUCCAGCUGAUAAAGAAAACAAGAGGUUGAAGAGGUUACUGAGGAAUAGAGUUUCAGCUCAGCAAGCAAGGGAAAGAAAAAAGGCAUACUUAAGUGAGUUGGAAACGAGAGUUAAAGACUUGGAAAAGAAGAACUCGGAGCUUGAAGAGAAGCUUUCCACAUUACAAAAUGAGAAUCAGAUGCUUAGACAUAUAUUGAAGAAUACGACAGCGACCAGAAGAGGAGGCAGCAGCAGUACUAAUGGAGAUGGCUCUUUGUAAGAAACAAAACUAGAGGACAGAUCUUGCGAAAGAAUACGAGUUUUGUACAAUACACUCGAAGCUUUGAUCCUGAUGCAUGUGAAUCACCACCGGAAUUAUUCAUGCUUCUUCUUCGAUCGGCUGGCUUUUAAAAUCUGUAUAGCAUUUCGGCAUGUGCUUAUUGUUGUGGCGUUGUGACGGCCCUACAAGAUGUUUGAUGGCAAGGAUGGAAUUUCGGCAUGUGAUGUCACGCGAAGAUACUAGUUAAGCAUAAUUUUGUAUGCAAUUUGUUGAGAAGUUGUUGAGGUGUCUCUUAUGUAUACAGGAAGAUUAGCAAGGAUGCUGUCUGUAAUAAACAAAUGAUAAAAUCUUUGGUAAUUUUCUUGUAUGAGUGUCGGCAUGUGUUUUCUUUUCUGCAGUAGUCUUCUUGGUGAAUAUUUGUACUUGGGGAAAUUUUCAAAGAUUUAACUGUUGUUUCUACUAAUUUAA
Messenger RNA from Mercurialis annua (annual mercury), 1049 nucleotides. Its product is annotated as transcription factor HY5. The coding region runs from base 72 to 581 and encodes 169 amino acids. Gene Ontology annotation, biological process: positive regulation of transcription by RNA polymerase II; regulation of photomorphogenesis; red or far-red light signaling pathway. Gene Ontology annotation, cellular component: nucleus. The record is from RefSeq and is a predicted model, not a curated record. Gene Ontology annotation, molecular function: DNA-binding transcription factor activity, RNA polymerase II-specific. Lineage: Eukaryota; Viridiplantae; Streptophyta; Magnoliopsida; Malpighiales; Euphorbiaceae. The transcript has 4 exons.